Messenger RNA from Fundulus heteroclitus (mummichog), 1657 nucleotides. RefSeq lists its product as uncharacterized. The transcript has 5 exons. The record is from RefSeq and is a predicted model, not a curated record. Gene Ontology annotation, molecular function: protein binding. The coding region runs from base 301 to 954 and encodes 217 amino acids. Lineage: Eukaryota; Metazoa; Chordata; Actinopteri; Cyprinodontiformes; Fundulidae.
GUCAUUUCAAUAACAUGAUACAGGUGUGUCCUUCCUGCACAUGCUCAGUCAGCGUGUGUGCAAACAUGCUGGAAUAGCCGGGAUGUCCUCGGUACUUGGUUCUGAUUCCCAGUAGAAAGUAUCACGGGUCUCAUGUGACGGGAUCGUCCUUUAAAGGGACGCUUCCAUCCGAUCCGACAGAACAAAGGGGCUCAUCAGUCCUCCCUGGCUCCCCCUCCUCACUGAUCUGCAAGGCAAUAAAGGUGACCGAGCCUUGGAGGUACCACAGAGCGCCACGCCUGAAACAGCACCAGCAGAACCAUGCCGGUUCCCAAGAAAGCAGGAAGAAAAGGAAGCAGCGCUGCAGAAGAGAAGCCACCGUACGAGCCAAAUAUACCUGAACCAACUACCAGAGCGGACUUCAUGAAAUACUGGUUCCCCAUCUCUCUGGACGACAAAACUGCACAGAAGCUGCUGUGGAUUUCUGAGGGCAGCUCCAAAGUAGCUCGAACGUCGGAUGCUGUCUGCCCGUAUCCCAACAGGCCUGAAAGAUACGACGACUCACCGCAGGUGCUCUGUAAGGAGGGCCUGGAGGGCUUCAGAGGCUACUGGGAGGUGGACUACGGCGGCUGGGUGGUGAUCGGGGUGGUGGCAGAGAGCGCGCCCCGCAAAGACCGGGGGGUGUCCUGCGGUCUGGGGGAGAACGAAGGCUCCUGGGGGGUCGGCUGGUCGGGCUCCUGCUACCAAGCCUGGCACAACGGCGACAACGUGGACGUCCAGCUGCCGUCCUCCUCCACCAUGGGGGUCUACGUGGACCAGCCGGCCGGCGUGGUCGCCUUCCUCUCGGUGGAGGGAGACUCUGAGAAGGAGGUGCGGCUGAUCCACAAGUUCAAAACCCAGUUCCAGGAGAAGGUUUUCCCCGGGUUCUGGAUCGGCACAAAUUCCUACUGUCUCAUCAGGAAAAGAGACGAGUGACAUUUAAAUGACGGAGCAGUAGUGCUGGUUUGGCAUCUUUGCAGUUUAUUCCUGGCGCUGCAUGAAAACACCUGCAGGCCUUUCUAGGGUUUUAUUUCAAUCGUUCUUUUUCUGUCGGCAUGAUUGCAGAACAUGGAGAUUUUUCUAAAAUGAUCUUCCUAGGUUUGAAAUGAUUGCAUAUUUUCACUGUUUGACAGGAUCUUUACUGAUAUUUGGCCUAGAGUCCCUCAGUAAGUCGCACUUUGACGGCUUAUUUCCUGAAGCCCUCUUCAAGCUGCCGGUAUAUUUCCUGCUGGAUAGUUAAUCUUUGCUCUUGGCAAAACUGGAUAAUUAAAGUCAUUUUUGUUGGUUUCUAGCCACAGACAUUGUGUUUAAUCAUGGCCUGUAAGCGUUUUAUUGGGCAGAGCUUUAGUGGGAACCUGCUUUGUUAUGGAUGGAUGGCUCCUUACCUCUGCAGGCUGAAUUCAGUCUGUUGGAGAGUGAAUGCGGCUAAAGGAACUGAAGGAAGUCACGUUUAGGUUAAGAUGAGGUUUUUCAGGUGGCCCUUCAUUAUUCCAUCAGACCCUGAGCAUGAUGAUGCCACCGCCGUGCUUGGCAGCUGGUACAACGUCCUUCGGGUUUGAAAGCCUCUCCAAAUGACUUAAAUGUUUCCCUGAACCAGAAAACAUUUAGCCACAAUGACAAGAAGUGUUUUUUUUUUUUU